AUGAGGUUAGAGGCUGGCAAAUGUGAAGAGUUUGGGCAGAGCAAGAAAGAGAGGGAGACAUGGAGAGACCUGAAUCUCCUGAGGCUUUUCCAAAAGCACACUGAUUCUUUGAGUGGAGCCUCUGCCACUCUGCACGUACACCCAGAGCCUCUCCAGUCACCUGGCUUCAGUGUGGGAGCGGAGAAGAAAGGGAAUGAGAAAAAAAGAGAGAGAGAGAGAGCAAGGGCAGGGAGGGACAUGGUGAAGAAGAAGGAGGGCAAAACGACAGUUAUAGACGGUGUUAUAGAGCCUUCAUCUGUGCAACCACAGCCUCCCAACCUCACUGCACCGUGCCCCAUUUACAGAUGGAACCUACAAAACAAGUCCAACUACACUGACCUCCUGUUGCUCAGUCAGUUCAUUCAUUCAGAUGGCGGGAUGCUGCCCCGGUGCAUUACAGGCAUCUGUGCUCAGGAACACAGCAAGAUUGCAAUUUGUGUGCAGAUGGCCCAUCAUGAAGUUCUCCUACCAGAUCAUAGAACCCAUUUACCAGAAGGCCAUGUACCAAAACCAAAGCCAAACCCACCUCUCAACAGGUACCUGACACGGUACUCUGUGAAGUCUGUGAAGCCCAUCUACAAGACAGGGCUAAAGUGGUGUAAGAAUAGAAUGCCUGUGGGAAAUCCUGCCCUAAAAAACAACGUCAGAUACAGCCCCAAGCCAUUGUACAUAAAGCACUGAAGGACAGAGCUGCUCAU
Messenger RNA from Myxocyprinus asiaticus (Chinese sucker), 737 nucleotides. Its product is annotated as 28S ribosomal protein S18a, mitochondrial-like. Gene Ontology annotation, molecular function: structural constituent of ribosome; small ribosomal subunit rRNA binding. Gene Ontology annotation, cellular component: mitochondrial small ribosomal subunit; ribosome. The coding region runs from base 1 to 720 and encodes 239 amino acids. NCBI's taxonomy places the organism in Eukaryota, Metazoa, Chordata, Actinopteri, Cypriniformes, Catostomidae. The record is from RefSeq and is a predicted model, not a curated record. The transcript is spliced from 6 exons. Gene Ontology annotation, biological process: mitochondrial translation.